Messenger RNA from Hylaeus anthracinus, 2338 nucleotides. It is a transcript of the gene Sce, whose product is annotated as E3 ubiquitin-protein ligase RING1. The record is from RefSeq and is a predicted model, not a curated record. NCBI's taxonomy places the organism in Eukaryota, Metazoa, Arthropoda, Insecta, Hymenoptera, Colletidae. Gene Ontology annotation, cellular component: ubiquitin ligase complex; PcG protein complex. Bases 22 to 1359 code for a protein of 445 amino acids. Gene Ontology annotation, molecular function: ubiquitin protein ligase activity; chromatin binding. The transcript is spliced from 4 exons.
UCUAAUCUGUAUGAAGUGAUCAUGUCCGCGGUCAUAGGUUGUGUUGAGUACAGUACUUCAGCUGACGGCUUCUAUGUAGUCAAGAUGGCUUCCGCGGAACAGGUCGGGCUGAACAAAACUUGGGAAUUAUCGCUAUAUGAGCUUCAUCGUACUCCUCAGGAUGCAAUCACCGAUAAUACCGAGAUCGCGGUUAGCCCACGGAGUUUACAUAGUGAACUCAUGUGUCCAAUUUGCUUGGACAUGCUUAAAAAGACUAUGACCACGAAGGAGUGUCUGCAUCGUUUCUGUUCCGAUUGUAUCAUUACGGCACUUCGAAGCGGUAAUAAGGAAUGCCCGACAUGCAGAAAAAAAUUGGUGUCCAAGAGAUCCCUCAGACCGGAUCCCAAUUUUGACUUAUUGAUUUCUAAGAUAUAUCCAAGUCGUGACGAAUACGAGGCGCAUCAGGAAAGAGUCCUAGCAAAAUUGAACAAAUCACAUUCGCAGGCUGCUCUAGUAAAUUCUAUUACAGAGGGGAUUAAGUUACAGAGUCAGAAUCGUCCCCAGCGGUCUCGGAAAAAUGCAAACGAGUCUGAAAAUGCAAGCAAUGCGACUCCUUAUAAUAAUUCUCAGAAUGCCAGUGCGCCAGCCACACCGAAUGCAGCAAAUUCUGCAAAUCAAAGCGAUUCUUCUCAGAGCACAACAGGACCUUUGAAUAAUAGUAGUGGGGGUAAUUCUCAAAAUUCCAAUAGCGUAUCCCAACCUGCCAGCAGUCCAGCUGUUUCUGGUAACAUCGUUAAGCAAGAGAGUAGUUCGACAACCAUAUCCGAUGCGAAUGAAAUUGAUCGUUUCUAUGCUUCAGGCACAACAUCCAGAAACUCUACUACUCCAUCGCCAAAUCCAGCAAAUCAAAUUCCUAAACCGCCUAAACGGCAGAAAAGUUUACAGAAUUCAGAGAAUGACUCGUCUAGUGCAGAAGCUGAGACCGGUGGUGGUGAUUCCAUGGUAGAUACAGAAGGCGAAGGUCCUAGUGAACCAUUGAUGCUUAACGAAAUCGAACUCGUUUUUAAACCACAUCCCACAGAAAUGGCUGAUGACAAUUCGUUGAUCAAGGCAUUGAAAGAAAAUAGCAUUAGAUAUAUUAAGACCACAGCAAACGCGACAGUGGAUCAUCUAAGUAAAUACUUGGCUAUGAGAUUAACGUUGGAUCUGGAUACGGAAUUAUCGGAGUCGGAUAGGUUAUUAAAUUUCUGUAUCUAUAUAGCGCCUUCUCCUGGGCAGCUAGUCGUGCUCAGUGGAUCUCAGACGUUGCGGCAAGUCAACGAUAAAUUCUGGCGUGUCAAUCGACCUCUGGAAAUGUAUUACUCAUGGAAAAAGACCUAGGGAAGGCCUCGAAAAUAUCAAUCCGACGGGAGCUAGUCGUGUUAAGCUCCUCUAUUAAAAAGAGUUCGUACUACGUGGAGUACAGAGCAACGAUUGCACUGUUUAUAUCAGAAACGACCGAUAUAUUUUACUGUACUUCAAUAGCCUUGACGUUAUUUUCAAGGACGGGGAAACGUGCGGGAAAGGAAUUUCUCGUAUUUAUCGACAGUGGUGCAAUUUUUUAUCUUCUUCGGUACUGGUUACUAGGGUUUUCUCUCUCGGGAAACCAUUGAAACGGAUAGAUUUUUAAUUAAAGCUUCGCGCACGGCAAUUGAUUCCAAAGGAAUAGAGUUUAGUCUCGGAUACAAGAUAAACUGCCAUUCACCAGACAUUGCAUUAAGAAUGGAUCGAUGAAAUUCAUUCGGGAAAAUACGUGUCGCCGAACUGUGACUUACUCGCGUGUAGUAUUUAUCAGACUAUGCCCUCUUUCGACAGGUGUAAGUUAAUCCGGUGUGUCCAGUCAUAUAUAUAUUUCCACAAACCGAUGGCCUCAAUGGUUGAACUAACUUAUUUCGAUAAGCUCCGAUUCCCUGUGGACCACUCUGUAUAGUUUUACGCAGAAAUAAAUCAAUGUAUAUACUGACUUGCCACGAAAACUGUUGAAAUAAUUGAUUAACGAGUUCCUCUUAUCGAUAGUUUCUUUUCGAAAAGGAACACUUUUUCCAUUUACGUUAUUCGUCGUGAUUUAUUGACUUUCUUUCACCACCUCCAUUUUCCUCAAAGUGCUCUUUCAUACAAGAAUCUAAUUUUCGAUUACGUCGAAGAUAUACGAAAAGCGUCUUUGGCGUGGUAGACAGAGUAAUCGAUAAGAGCCGACCCCAUCCUGCGCCCUCUUGCAUUUCCACUGAACCGAAAACAAUGAGAACUCCACCUUCGAUGAUGCCACCCUCUUUUAGUAAACGGGAAACCACAUUAAAUCUUUGGUACGUUGUGUUGUACA